This is a messenger RNA of Cephus cinctus (wheat stem sawfly), 3893 nucleotides long. RefSeq names its product CCAAT/enhancer-binding protein (gene slbo). The transcript has a single exon. Gene Ontology annotation, biological process: regulation of transcription by RNA polymerase II; DNA-templated transcription. The record is from RefSeq and is a predicted model, not a curated record. Bases 785 to 1786 code for a protein of 333 amino acids. Gene Ontology annotation, molecular function: DNA-binding transcription factor activity, RNA polymerase II-specific; RNA polymerase II cis-regulatory region sequence-specific DNA binding. Lineage: Eukaryota; Metazoa; Arthropoda; Insecta; Hymenoptera; Cephidae.
CACGCCGUAUUGAAAGCUUGCGACAUGUCGCCAAGGCGCUCAGUCGCGCGCCAACUCCCAUGCGGUGAGCAUUGCCCGUGCCUCGCUCUCUGGUUAGACACGUUUUGGUAUCGCGUCGAAAACAGACACGUUUAAUACGUAUCUCGUGAAGAUUGAACGCUACGUAAGAGAAGAGACAGAGAGAGAGAGAGAAGAUAGAGUACACAGGAGAGCGCGAUAUAUCGAAACGAAGAUCGAUAGGAGGAAAACCAAAAAAAAAGGGGGGAGAGAAUUUGUAAAGGAGUUUAUCGAUAGAAAAAUUCAUAGGAUUUGAGAGAGUGGUGAAUCGUGUUGUUGAAUUGCCGCGUACUGUUUUCGCAGCUACAACCGGUUUUACUGUUUUCUUUCUUAUUCGUCGCGGAUUGAUUCGUCGUUAUCGGCUGACUUCGUUGUUAAGAGUGACUUCUUCGGGAAAAGUGACGCCGUGUUGUAUACGUGGUGUACACCGGUGUGAGAAGGCGGCGUACAGUGGAUACGAGGUUUUUUAUUGUAAUUCUGAAGAGACCGAGUAAUUCGGGUGCACUUACAGUGAGCGACGUCGUUGGUACGUCGGGUAGUAAGAGAGAAGAGAGGAAGCCUGAUCGUUGUACGGGACAGUAGGUAGGAGACGGUAAACAAGGAGUUGCAUUAAAGAAAAGGAGUUGUAAGAAGGAGAAAGAGAGAGAAAGAUAGUGAGGAAGUCCGGGAAGAAGAAAAGGAGAGAAGAGGGACCAGUAGUUUGUUUAGUGUAAUGUGUAAGUGAGUGAUGGAGUCACCAGUCAUGUAUGACUCGGCGGCCCACCAGGCCCAAGUGCAGGGACCGGCGGACUUGAAAAAGUCCCCACAGGUUCUGGCGGCUAACAACAACAACUCGAAUCUCCAGGUUAAUCAUAACCAGCAAACGAGCAGCACUGUCGUGAGCAAAGUAUCGGCCAGCAAGGCGACUCUCCAUCAACAGUACGCCGAGCACUGCGCGGCGGCCGGGGAACUGACGGAUCUCAACACACCGGAGAUAUCUCUGGAUCUUCAGCAUCUGAUAGACGACUCGCACUUCAACGACGGCCUCCUGGAUAUGCUAGGGGGUGGCAAUGGGGCCGUCAAGCACAACAGGACGCCGGGUUACCCUCGUACGACCUUGGCGUACAUGCCACAGCCUGUUCACAGCGGCGCGAGUUAUCAUCAGGGUAGCAAUAGCUGCAGCGACAGCAACAGCUCCAGCUCGGAAUCACCGAGUAUCAAGGAGGAGCCUCUUGAUCCGGCGGAUUAUCGACGUCACUGUCCUCAGUAUCCACCGGCUGGUUACAGUCCGGCUAACGGCUCCUUCACAAAUGGCGGACCCACCUUCACCACCCUGACGCCCUCGACUGUACCCGGUGGCCACCCCGUUCAUCAGCAGCAACGCGGACCCAUGAAACCCGUAAUGGCGCAUCAGCAUCACGCGGCAGCGGCUGCUGCGGCCGUCGCGCGCAAGCAGACCAAGGCCAUCGACAAGGCCAGCGACGAGUACAGGAGGCGACGCGAACGCAACAACAUCGCCGUCAGGAAGAGCCGCGAGAAGGCGAAGGUUCGCUCCCGCGAGACCGAGGAGAAGGUUAAGCUGCUUGUCAAGGACAAUGACUUACUCAAGAAGAGAAUCGAACUCCUCACCGAGGAGCUCAACGUACUGAGGUCGCUCUUCAGCAGCGUCGGGGUAGUACCGGAACAACUUCAUAGAGAAAUCUCAAGGCACCUCGAUCAGUUCCAGCAACAUGCGGUUGGGCCCAUGUAGCAGGCGUAUACCUCAUUAUUAUCACUAGACGUCACUGACAGUCUUGCUGGAGCAAGUCCCCUUUAACGUUAUCACUAGGAUUAUCCUCUCGGUGAGAUCCGUUCGGUUUUCCGCUUUUUUUCCUCCACUCUGAGCUCCUUUGUCGUUCUUACCUACGGGAUCUACCCGACUUUGUCUACCGCGUUCACGCUCUCGAUACUUUGCUCACUUCCGAGGAUCCUAUUGGCUGUGGGCUCCGUGCGACGAGUGCGAACUUGGCUGCGAAGGAGAAAGGAGUCUCGGAGUGGUGAGAUCGAGAGAGAGAGAGAAUACGAAUCUCUUGGGAAGGAAGUGAGAAGGAUGGCGAUUAACGGAGAGAGACUUAAUGAAGGAUUCACAAUCGACGUCAGAUCGUCAUAGGAAGAUCGUUCGAGGAGAGCCAAGGGACUCGGUUCAAGUGCGAUUUUUUAACGUUAAACAAAGUUAUUUCUUUAGAAAAAAAAAAAAAGGAAAAUUAAGUGCCUUCUCUUGCGAUACGAUGGCAUGACAAUGGCGACAAGAGUGCAAUACUGGGACGCUCGUGUAUUUUAAUCACUUUUUAUCCUUCUCUCCUUCUUAUUUCACGACAAACUUUAUCUCUGCCUCUUUUCGUCUUUAUUUCGUCCUCUUUGUUCGAUGCGUCGUAUGCACGAAGCACAACUUUUUUGUUUCUUUUUUUUUUACAUACGGAAGGGAGUUUUAAGCAUAAGUCCAUUUUUUUUGUUAAAUCGGUUAAGGGACACACGAAAACGUACAAAUGGAGGAGAUCCGCUGAACCGGAUGUAUGAACAAGAGUAUAGAAAAAAAAAAAUGGCCUCACGACUCCUCUUCCCGUAUACGUUCUCUGGUAUCUAUAUACUUUUUACCACGGACCUAUAAGACUGGGUGACAUUAAGGAUGCGAAGAAUUUUUAAUACAAAAAAGAAAUUACACAACUUCGUAACUCGUCACCUCGUUCGCUGAAAAGAAAAAAAAUCACCGUUUCCUCUCUCUCUCUAUCUUUUUGUCGCAAUAUUUUUUCCUUCUCCCGCAACAUUCAAAUUUACCCGCCACCCGGGAUUAUCGGACACUUAAAGAAACAAAUUCGUAAUCUUCCUUACCGACGAAAAUGGAAAUUAAUUUUUUAUAUUACCAAAAAAAAAAAAAAGUCGAAAUAUCAAUUUCUUUGCUCCCCUUGUUGCACUAUUGUGUGUUACCAAUCACAAGUACACAAAGUCUACCUUCGUUCAGUGUACACGCAAUUUUAACUAGAUACAAAUUCCCCAUAUCAUCACUUCCUCCCCCUAUCACCCACCCACCCAUUCUCGUAAAACAGUUUAAACUUUCUGAAAACUAUGAAAAAUAUACCAACACACUCUUGUAUUAUAGCUAUUAUUAAUUUUAUUAUAAUCGAAGAUGUACGUAAAGUUAAUAUAUUUUGUUUAAAGCGAAAAAGUGCGAAUGGAGAUGAUAUAUAUAUAUAUAUACAUACAUAAACAUAAGAACGAGCGAGAAUGAGGGUAUAAAAGAGUGAGUGAGCCUGAGAGAGCGAAAGAAUUAAUUUUAAAGAUUUAGAUUAUUAAUGGAGACAACGAGUUCAGGCCGAACCGGCGCCGGUUCCAGCUCCGAAGUCUAGUUGAAGAAAAAAAGAGUUACCGUAAACGCGUGAAGCGGGCUUCAUUGUUUAUUCGAUUAAUUGAUUGUUGAUUGUUUAUUGUGAGCUUGCGUCAUUCAUAGGAGCGAGAGAGAGAGAGUGUGUGUGUCUGUAAUAACGUAAAGGACAGGUACAUGAUUUUUGUGAAAAAAAAAAAAAAUUCGAUCAAAAAAAUUUCCUCCACAAUCCGACUUCUGUACUUUGUAUUUGUAUCUUUGAAAAUUUUCAUAGAAAAUUUCGAGGUACAAUUUUUUUUUUUUUUUUUUAAAAUUUUCAACCGCGCCAAUCCUCUUGUUACGCAUGUAUGAAUAUUAAUUACGUGGUUAUGUAAAUAGUUUUGUGUAUAUGGGAUAUAAAAAAUGAGUGUAUACGAAGUGAUGUAUGCUGGGUACGAGAUUACCCGUGUCACGGUUGUCUUCUUGUCUAUGCACAAAUAUAUUUUGAUAUAAAACUUAA